AAAGGCAUAAGAAAUGCAAAAGAUUGGGGUGCCAUUCCAUACUCGUGAUGUGUUUCUUCUGUGAGAGCAUAGUGAUUAACUCACUUCUCUAUGACUGUCUUCUUAUUUGAAAGUAAAUAAUGGGAUCAUCUGUGGAGUGGUUAGUAAGAAUAAAAGCAUUGCCUAACAUGAAUAGGUCCCUCCAGAGCGUGUGCUUAAUAUUCUAGGUAUAGAGCAAUUAGCUGGGGGGAUUAAAAACAAAAAACAAACAAAAAACAACAUCAACGAUUAAAAUAAAUUUUGAAUGCUGGGAUUAAGGCGUGUGCCAACAAACACAGGUCCUGUCACAAUUCUAGCAGUCGCCAGCAGAGAGAGCUGUGAGGUAGUGUGUGCUUCUUCCUUUCCAAGAUACCCCAUGGCCUCAGGCCUGUAUCCAGUGAGCUGGAAUGUAGAGCAGCCUAGUUGAAAGUCCUGUUGUGUUGAUUACCUGAGACCAUAUGAGUUAACUCUCUUCUUCAUGCCUUUUUUUCUUAUUUGAAAGUAAAUAAUGUGAUCAUGUGUGGUGUGGGUGGUAAGAGUAAAAUCUUUAACAUGAAGAAUAGUGCCAUGAAGAGUGUGGGUAACAUUCUAGGUACAGAGCAAAUAGAGGGAUUACCAAAGAAAGCAAUGGGAAUUCUAACAAUAAUUACAAAAAAAGAAGAGAAAAAAAGAGAAAAAAACCCUUAUGGGUGCUGGGAUUAAAGGCAUGUCUCAACUCUGACCAGCAUUGUAGGUAUUUCCAAUAAAAUAUUUAAAAAAACAAACAAUCCUAUUAUUAUUUUAGCAAUUGCAGCAGAGAAGACUGAGAGAUCGUGUGCUGCUGCCGCCAUGCCAUGAUCCUGUAACAACAACUGCCUUGGUGAUAGGAGCCUGUAUGCAGCAGGCCUCUUGGUGGGCCUGUCAUCUCAAAAACAGAUGCUUCAGUCAUCUAAAAGAGUGGACUCCAGUAUACUUCAGGCCAGGAAAGAAGCCAGCCACCAUGAGUGAAAGAACAAAGGAAAAAUUACAUUGGAAAAAUGUGUGCCUUAUUUGGAAGAAAUGACCCUAAACUUCUGAGGCGUCCACCAUCUCCACCCCUCUUUUCUGAGUUUUGCAUAGCGAUGUUGUACAACUCCAGGUGGGAGUCAAAGGCAGAGCCCUUCCCAGAGAAGACAGACAUGAUUUUCACUCUUACGUCUGUGAGGUUAGGAGGCAUCAUAGCACAGAUUGAGCGCACCUAGGAGAGAAGAACACAGAAGCCACACAUGACAAUGCCAAAUGGACUUUCCCCUGAACUUAGGGACCCACUAAAAUUGAGGUUUAACCUGACCUCAGGCCAUUCGACUCCCUCCCCAUCCUGCUGAUUCUUAUAUUUGCUAGGAGUAAAGUAUCAAGGGGCAACCCCCGAUAUCCUCGUGCCUGGACUUGGAAAUGAAGGAAGACAGAUAUUGGAGAAGUGAUGGCUGUUGGGCUACAAUGUAGGAACACGCAGUCCAGGUUGACCUUUGCUCACUGAUGACCAAUUUAAUUGUCUGGCUAUAUUUGAGAAAGGAAGAUGUCCAACUUAAUAUGUAAAAGAAGGGACAGAAAUUUAUGAUUUUAUAUUUGCCCUGUAGUUAAUCCCCCUAUAUUCCCAAGAAAAGGAAGUUUUUAUUGCAAAAAGUAGGAUUGUAAACCAUUGACUUUGUGAAAUACAUGGACGUUUAUGUGGAAAUACUGCUGGCUAUCAAGGAAUACACAGUAAGCAAAUAUUAUUCAGGUUUUAUAAAAUUAAAAGUAUAGGAGAAAUAUAUUGGCCUCUAGGAAACAGGGAAACUUUGGGAAUUGGACUGUAUGUAUGUGCAUUGUCUCAGGUGUAGAUUUAUUAUUAAGAGAAAUCUCCCUCAUUUAUGGUCCCUAGGGAUUUGGGUGCUAACAAAAAUCUCUUAUCCAAUUCAGGGUUGUAACCAACUCUCCCCAUCACGAGAAUUGAUGACACCCGAUGAAGCAGAGAGAAAUAUCUAACUUUGGAGGAGAAGUUGCCAAAGGAUAUUCCCUGGGUCACAGGAGAGGCUGCAGAAAAGGGCCCCAUAGAAAUUGGUUGCUUUUGGGAGAGCUGGGUAGCAGGGAGGCCAUAGAACUUCCCAGUGACGUCAUCAGUAAUCUCUUCCUUGGACAAUAUCUUGUAUAUAAGAGAGCACUAGAAUCUUCUGUGACGUCACCAGUGUUGUGGUGACACCAACUGCCUGUGGGAUUCCUUCAGUGCCUUUUGGGUUCACAAACAGGCAUGUUUCACCAGCUGCUCAAGCUCUUUCAGAAGGAGAGGGGAGACCAAGGAGAGACCAGACCGAGGCAGAAGAAAGCUGGCCUUCUGUCUUGGUUUAUUAGGAAGGCAUCAUCAGAAAAUUUCAUCAGUAACCAUGAAAAGCGUAUAAAGAAAUUGGAGGAACUAAAAUCUGAAAUCCAGAAGUGUAAAAUCGAGCGGGAUGAACUUUCUCGAAUCCUGGACCUUUAUGUCAAUGAUGGUUUGAACUACAGGCUGAGUGUUGAAUUGCCAAUGCUUAAAUCCCAACAUGAGAUGAGAACGAUGGACAUGCAUAAGAUGACCAACUGGAUAAGUGAUGCCAUGGAGAAGUACAAGGAGCUCACACAAGAGAAUAAUUCCUACCGCAUCAGAAACUUCCACCUCCUGAAUGAAUGCAAUGAAUUGAAGAAGAAUGUAAGGAUUUUGAUGAAUGAGAACAGAAAACUGCUGGUGGAGCAGACUGAACUGCAAGCAUCCUGUGAGGAGGGAAAGAGGUUCUGUGAGGAGGCCAGCAAGACCAUGUACACCGCAGAUAUUGAAUCCUUGUGUCCUGUUACUUUUGAGUACAUCGAAUGUAUCCUUGUGAAUCAAACAGUGAUCUCGAACUCGUCACUCUUAAGAACCUUCUUUAUUGAAGUGUGAUGUAACCAUCUGAAAUCCCACCGCUCUCAGGCAGAGAUGGAUCUCUGCAUUCUCACAGGGAUUGGGCAUCAUAAUUACUUCCCAGUCAGACUGAGAUACAAAGACAAUUGUACUUUCAGUGAGAUUGUGUGUCAAACUCUGAAUACCAACUUCAUGAUGAAAAAAUUAUCAAUGCUGUAUCCUUAUCAAAUAUUUAGCCACCGCUAAAAUAUACUCUUUUGUGGAUGAGAGUGUUGAACAUAUUAAUGGAAUAUUCACCAGGUGUUCUGUAGUACCUCACAGGAAAUAAAACAAUAUUAUUAUAGGGAGUAUAGAAGCAGUCAUGAAACAGAUUUGCUUGCUUUUGGUUUCCUUCCAACAUGAUAUCAAUUGUAACUGCACAGAGGAGAUAAUAAAUUGCAAGACCUUUCAGGG
Messenger RNA from Rattus norvegicus (Norway rat), 3337 nucleotides. NCBI's taxonomy places the organism in Eukaryota, Metazoa, Chordata, Mammalia, Rodentia, Muridae. The record is from RefSeq and is a predicted model, not a curated record.